This is a messenger RNA of Aphidius gifuensis, 1170 nucleotides long. Its product is annotated as protein FAM186A-like. Lineage: Eukaryota; Metazoa; Arthropoda; Insecta; Hymenoptera; Braconidae. The transcript is spliced from 3 exons. The record is from RefSeq and is a predicted model, not a curated record. Bases 15 to 1157 code for a protein of 380 amino acids.
UUGUGUGUAAAAAAAUGAAGAAUUUUUUAUUCAUAAUUUUCAUUUUCUGUAUUUUUAAUUAUUGGAAUAUUGAAGCUAAAAAAUAUGAUAACAUUGAUAAGCCUUUUGCUAUAUCAAUGGGACCAAAAUCAUUUUUAAUUCGCAAGACAAGUUCAGUUGGUGAGUUGAGAUGUUCUUGUCCAAAUGUCAAUCUUUGUAAUUGUUGUCAAAUGGUAACACUAAUGUAUUCUUUGACUCAAAAAAAUCUUUGUGCUAAUUUUAUGUAUACACAAAAUGGUCUAAAUGUUGAGAUGUCUUUGAAUUCAUUUAUUGUUAAAGCUGCAACAAUAUCAACAUUUAGACCAAAUAAAAUAUGUAGCAAAGUACCUGGUGCAUUAUUUUCAAGUGUCUGUAUAAAUAUACUUGAAUUAAAUUCAUUUCCAAGAUCAUUAACAGUAUGUCCAAGACUUGAUAUAACAAGUAAAAGUCAAGAAUGGAAAUUAACUUAUACAUGUAUAAGUAUAUCAACAGAAUUAUCAUCAACAACUAAAAUUCCAACUGGAAUAAUGGCAGGAGGAAUUAUGAUAACACCAAAUCAGGGUAAUUUAUUGAUACUACCAAUUGGUGGUCAACAAAUUGGAACAACCAUGACAACAAUGAAGCCAGUAACAAUGUCUGGUGGUCAAAUGGGACUAACAACAACACAAAAACCUAUGUCAAUGAUGAUGCCAACAGAAAGUCCAAAACCAGGAACAAUGCCUGGUGCUCAAAUGGGAAUGACAACGACACAAAAACCUAUGGCUAUGCUAACAGGAGGCAUGUCACCACCAGGUCAAGGAGCUAUGGGAAUGACAACGACCCAAAAACCUAUGACAAUGGCCAUGCCAACAGGAGGAAUGUCACCACCAGGUCAAGGAUCUAUGCCUCCAAAAGUUCCAACAAUGGGAAUGACAACUCUAGCUGUACCAGCAACAAGUAGUCCAGGAAUGCCUGCUAUACCUGGAGCAAUGACAACACCAAAACCUUUGGCAAAUCAACAAUCACGUGAAUCUUUAACUUAUGAAAAUUUUGAAACAAUUAUUUUACAUUCACCUGAUUCAAAUGAUAGAUCAAAAUUUUUUCCAAGUCGUUUACCACCAGCUUUGCAAAAUAACAAUAAUUUAACUGUCAUUAUUUAAAUUAUAUUUUUUA